Messenger RNA from Octopus sinensis (East Asian common octopus), 2140 nucleotides. Its product is annotated as innexin unc-9-like. The record is from RefSeq and is a predicted model, not a curated record. The coding region runs from base 443 to 1792 and encodes 449 amino acids. The transcript is spliced from 4 exons. NCBI's taxonomy places the organism in Eukaryota, Metazoa, Mollusca, Cephalopoda, Octopoda, Octopodidae.
UACAACACCCACCUACAACACACACACACACACACACACACAAAUACGAUCGGCUCUUCCUGUUAAACACAAUACGUCGUUAUGUAAUUUCAGGGGAAAUUUUUUCUGCCAUUUCCAACGAACCCCAGCAAACAUAUUCAGGUUUCCCUCAAACCCGAUUGCUGCUUCUAUCUUUAAAUGGUUUGUCACAGUCACAUCACAAACACAGCCACUGUAAUUUCCCAGAACUAUGAAUAACUCCACUGAUUUUGUCAACAAAUCGAGGUCAAACGAGAAGUACAAAAGAAUCACAUUAAAUGAACAUUACUUUCAGUUUUGCCUUAAGUUUCACAUCAGAAAAUAAAUGACGAUCGUAGACAGUUCAAUAAUUCGUUCAAUGCCUUGAUCAGCGAAGUACAUAUCGUUAUUGGAAUAUAUUGAACUUCCCCAAACCAUUUCAGCGAUGGCAGACACCUUGGAACAUUUGGAUGGCUUCUCCAGCAUUAUAGCUGCUUUCCUUGCUAAAAAGCUGGUAUCGCAGACCGAAUUCAACGAAGAUUUGUGUAGUGCCAUUAGCCACGUAUGGACUGUAUUUCUGUUAAUCAUUUUUGCUGUUAUUGUCACAUUUACCUACCUGAUAGGAGAGCCGAUCCACUGCCUGGCUCCUGCGAACUGGCUGGAACAAGAGGUAAACUAUGCGAAAGCAUACUGUUGGAUUUCAAACACUUACUAUAUUGGAAUGAAGUUCCCCAUUCCUAUGGACCCCGGAACUCGCACGCAAGAAGAAAUUACUUACUACCAGUGGGCACCUAUGAUUUUCCUUUUCAUGGCAGCUCUUUUUAAGACUCCUGAUUGGGUAUGGAGAGUCGUGAACUCAGUGUCUGGUAUUAGAUUAAAGAAAAUCAUUACUUUGGCUCAGAGCUCCCUGUUAGAUUCGCCAGAAAAGUAUAAGAAAAAUAUAAAAAACAUUGCUUGUUUCAUUGACAUGUGGUUGGAAGGCUGCUGGAAACGGAAGUUGCACCGUGUAAAAACAAUAAAAGGCAAAGAUUUAAAUUUUUCUUGGAUCCCGUUUUCAAAAAAGGAAGGGACAUAUUUUAUCAGCUUCUAUGUCCUCGUAAAAAUCUUGUACACUGUAAACAUCAUUGGACAGUUUUUCUUAUUGAAUGCAUUCCUCUCAGACACUUUUACACCCUUUGAUAUUUUUCGCACAGUUCCUUCAAAAGGAUCUGUAAGGUUUCCUCGUGUGACUCUCUGUGAUUUAGAAUUAAGGCAGUUACAGAACAUUCAACUCUACACUAUCCAAUGUGUUCUUCCAGUUAAUAUAUUUAAUGAAAAAAUAUUCAUUUUUCUUUGGUUUUGGUUGAUCUUUGUUGCUGUGGCUACAUGUGCAAAUGUUUUACUGUGGAUAUAUCGAGCGAUUUUUUCCAAAGGUCAGAAUAAAUAUGUUUUGCAUCAUUUGAGCCCCUCGAAAAGUAUAAUUAUAAAAUCUGAUGGUAAGAAAAUGUUCAAGCAUUUCAUAAAUGAUUAUCUGCGGAGUGAUGGCUUUUUUAUAUUACGAAUGAUUGCUAAGAACACAACAAAUUUGGUUCUUGAAGAUCUGUUAAAAGAAUUGUGGCAUUUGUACAACGAGAGAAUUGAUCAAAACUUUCAAGAACCAGGAUGCAAUACUUUCAAUGAUAUCUUAAAAGAAAAUUCGCCUGCACCACAUAUACUAAAAUCUUUGAUACAAAAAAAAAAUAUUAGUCCCCCCCCGAUAAGGACUUCUCCAAUCAAAGUCCUUUCCACGAUCCCUGAAGAGCCAUCUGAGAGCUAGCUAAUAUCUUCAGCAACCAUUUCAAUCUCCCUCUGUUUCUCUACUCUCUCUGAAUCUGUCUAAAUCUUUGAUAAUAUAUCAUAGUAUAUCCUCUUUCACAGAAGGUAAAGCUUUCUAUCUUUUGGGAAAUGAGAUACAAAAUCCCCCAAUGUUGGGGAAUAUUCUUUUACAUUUUAUUUUCAACUAUCGACCGAUCACUUCAUUUCUGACAUAUCAAAGGAGAUAGAAAUGGUUGUUAGUAAUCAGUGGUCACAUACUCCAUUGCCUUAUCUCUCUCUUUCUCCUCUGUGAAUACUUGUAUAGCUUCUGUAGACCCAUAUCUUGUAAAAACUUACUCUCUUAUGUUAU